UCACUUUUAUGAAGAGGUUUGAAUUUGUGCCAUCGAUGUCCGUAGAGUGGAACGGUAUGGACUGAUCCAUGGCUGUCGAGUUCCCGCUGAAAUAGCCCUUCUGUAUUGCUCUGCUCCGAGUGAAAUUGCCUUUCACCUUACUGGUUACACUCCCACCGCCUCCCGCUCUGCAAAAAAUGGACUCCUACACUUCCCUGCUCGAAAGAACUCGGGUACCACAACCAUCGAUUCAAAAGUUCGCCGUAAUUUCAGUCUUCACGAAGCUCCGGUCCGCCCCAGCUCACCUGGGGGCCGACUCGGAACCCGGUAGAGACGCCAUUUCUCAGUGUCUCCACUCUGUAAUUCCUGCUGUUGUUGAUCAGUCGGUCCGCGAGCUCUGCCGUCUUGUCUCUGACUCUAAGUUGGACAUCUCCCGUGGGUUACUGGAGCUCCAGUCCGCGCUCGAAGGAGCCGAUCCUAAAUUCGUCGGGCUAUUCGUGAAAGGGCUGGGGUUUCUCGUUCGGGUUGUGUUCGAGAGGAGCAAGGGAACAUGGGGGAUUAGUUCUGCGGAAAAUCACCCAUUUGUUAAGGUUCUUUCUUGUGGAACAGAAGUGCAGCCCGAACUUGUGCAGCAAGUUUUGCUAUUUAUGGUGUCCAACAAGCAAUUAGGAAUGGUAAAAGUUUGCGAAUUCUUGAGACCCUUCUUGAAUUAUUUGAUUCUCCGUGUACCAUUCUCGGGUUCGUCGUCCUCUUUGUUCACUAGGGAGUUGAUAUCGUCAAUGGCGUCGUUUUGUUGUUCGUUUCCUUUUGAAGCAAUGCCAGUUCUCAAACUGCUCAUAAAUUUGGCUAAAAUUUUCCCGCACAAUGACUCAGAGGCAUGCAGUCAUCUCAAAUUUUUUCUGGAAUGUAUAGUAGUUACAUAUACAGUCGUUUUGAAACGGUUGGCUGAAGCAGGAUUGGUACUUAAUGAGACUCAACUGUGUGGGGUGGAACUUUUAGAGACUAUUCUUGCGCUAUUUGUAGGUCUUCACAAACAAGAUGGUGGAAGUGUGGCAAUUUUGGAACUAGUAAAGCGCUUGCUGGUCGUUCAGAAAGAUAUUGAAUUGAGAUUUACGCCUGAAUUAUCAUCAACAACACUAUCUUUAUUUGUUAUCUUGAUUAAGUCUGAGUUUGAACACGAACAACUCUCUUUAUUGAAGCUCCUCCUCUUCCUUCUAAACUGGAAAAGUGAAGAACAUGCAGUUGGUCUAACCAAAAGUGCUUUCUGUGAGGAGCUUUUAUUCAUAUUUCCUGUCAUCAACCUUAUGUCCUCUCCGUCUAAAUCUGUCAAAGGAGUGGCUACUGACUUGCUUGCAAUGAUAGAAAAACUUCUAGUAAAAUUUCUGACUUCACCUGUGCAUGAAGUUUCAACAGAAGUGAGAAGUCGAUCUAUUGGCUCACCUGGGUCUAUUGCAUUUAGGCUUUUGCAAUGCCUAUGGUUUCAGGAUCAACAUUCGUUGUACAGUUCCUUCUUUUUUCAUUUUGCUUCCUCUGGUAAAAGUGGAACCCAAGUACCCAAUGUACCAUCCUCUUGGACUUCUCAAAUAAAAGAGUACUCUUUAUGGAUCGCUGACAGAAGAAAAUCUUCUAUUCCCAUCUCGCAGUCUCAAGAAAAUUUCCGGACUGAAAUGCCCUUGUUCUUGAGUGCAGUUAAUAGUGUUUUGGUGAUGCAUCAGUCAUGGGGAACCACUGCGCUAGAUUCACUGGCUUCGCUUGGCCUAUUGGACCCUAAAUUGGGAGUUUCAUUGUUGUUGACUUUCCUAUUUUACAAUAAGAUUUUCAUUCGAAAAGAGAUUAACAACAACUUUAUGUUGCCAAAACUUUUGGGAAUGCUUCCAUCACUUGCUUCACAUUUUGUGAUGAUUCCUCUAAUUGUUCAGACUAUCUUGCCAAUGCUUCACAAGGAUACAAAACCAGUUUUAUAUGCUACAGCCAUUCGUUUGCUUUGUCAGACUUGGGCAGUUAAUGACCGUGCCUUUGGGAGUCUGCAGGCAGUAUUGCUUCCUAAAGGACCCAUUGACUCUGUGAAUGAGAGAACUAUUAUUAUAAGUAUGGCUGCUUCCAUUCGGGAUGUUUGCAAAAAAAACCCUGAUAGGGGUGUGGACCUUAUCUUGCCUGUUGAGACUUGCAUUGAGAGCAAAGAUCCUGUAGUUCAAUCUCUGGGCAUUCAAGGUCUUGCACACCUUUGUGAAGCUGAUGUAAUUGAUUUUUAUACGGCCUGGGAUGUCAUUGCAAAGCAUGUGCUAGACUAUUCCACUGAACCAAGACUUGCAUAUAGCCUAUGCUUUCUCCUGAGAUGGGGUGCAAUGGAUGCUGAAGUAUAUCCAGAGGUGUCAAAAAAAGUUCUACACAUUUUAUGGGGUGUUGGUUCUGCCGCACACCUUGAUUACACACUGCAAUGGGAGCAAGCAAGGGCCUCAGCUUUUGAGGCUUUAUGUCAAUAUGAGGUACCACAUAUUGACAUGGGAAUUCCAGAUGUGAAAGAGAGGAUCACUGAAUUAAUUUUCUCAGAGAAAAAUCCUCAUGUACUUGGGGCGAUGGAGGGGUUUCUUGUCAAGAUUGCAACACAUGAGCAUAUAAAUAGGCGAAGGUUUGUGAAGGAGAAGAGAGUACCUGGAAGUAAGAUUGAGAAGUUGCUUGAUGUACUACCUCAAGUUCUGUUCUCUUCAGGGAAAGAUAUUAACGCAGCAUCGCUACCUGGAGCAGCUCUAUUAUGCCUUUCCUUUACUCCUAAAUAUUUGACCAAGCAAGGGGUGUCAAGAGGAUUAGGAGAUGUGCAUUCUGAGUAUGAGAAUGCCCUGGUAGAAAUUGCCGCUUCUCUUCAGUUAUCAAGAAAUAUCUUUGUUGCACUUCUUUCUUUACAAUCAUGGAAGAGUUUCAUGCGGCGUUGGAUGAGGGCUAAUACACUAUCUCUUGAUGCCAAAGUUACACCAAUUACGUUGGAUAAAACUUCAAGGGCUGCUAAUGAUAUCAUGAAGCGUAUAAUACGAUUAGCUGAAGCAUGUAUCCCUAGAUCUGCUGAGAAUAUGGCACUGGCCAUUGGUGCGUUAUGUGCGAUCUUACCUCCAUCUUCUCAUGCAAUAAAAUCAACUGCUUCUAAGUUUCUGUUGAAUUGGUUGUUCCAAUAUGAACAUGAGCAUCGCCAAUGGUCAGCCGCACUUUCUCUUGGAUUAAUCUCAAGUUGCCUACACGUGACUGAUCAUAAACAGAAGUUUCAGAAUAUUAAUGGACUUCUUGAGGUUUUGUGUGGCAGCAAAAGCACUCUUGUGAAGGGAGCCUGUGGAGUUGGCUUGGGUUUUUCAUGUCAAGAUCUUCUCACUGGGGUUGAAGCCGCUGACAAGUCUGAUUUGGACAAAGAAACCUACAAGAUGCAGGCAGUAGCGACACUAGGAAAUGUUGUUAGAACUUUUCUUCUGAUGAUGAGUCAACUCAGUCAGGCAUCACAUGAUAUUUUAGAUGAUCUCUCUAUAUAUUUUCCUCGGAGCUCUCAUGAUAUAGAUAGUACUGUGACUCCUGAGUUGUUCAAUGAAUUCAAUGAUGAAGACUUGGAGGAGGAUAUUUGGGGUGCUGCUGGACUUAUUCUUGGCUUGGGAAGCUCUAUUGGAGCAUUAUACAGAGCCGGUGCAGUUAAUGCUGUGCUCAAAAUAAAGGACUUGGUCAUUUCAUGGAUUCCUCCUGUGGAUUCUGUGGUUAAAAUUUAUGGUUCUUGCAGUAAAGGAUCUGAGAAAGUUCUUGCAGUUGGAUCCUGUCUUGCACUUCCAACUGUAGUUUCUUUCUGCCAGAGAGUAGAACUGUUGAAUGAUAAUGAAAUAGAUCAUCUGUUGAAUCGAUACCAGGAACUUAUAUCUGGUCUGAUGUCUGUUAAUGAGUACAGCACCUUCCAUCAGAGCUUGUUGAUGACAUCAUGCAUUGGCGGAGGAAAUUUCCUUGCCUGCAUUUUGAAUGAAGGUGUGCACUUCAUCGCGGCUGAACAAGUAAGAGAUCUAUUAGAACUGUUUAGGAAGUGUUAUUCUAGUGCUCACCCUCCUCUUGUCCAUCUGGGUGGGAUGCUCGGAGUUAUUAAUGCUCUGGGAGCAGGUGCUGGAAUUUUCACUUACGGCCAACAUUCCUCUCCCUCACUGAAGACUGGUUAUGAACAAAAAAAGAAAUCUUCUUAUGUGGUGGGCCCUUUACUUUCAAGCCCUUUUUUGGAGUCAUAUUUGACGGAAUUGAUGCAAGAGAUAUUUCUUGUUGCACAAAAUCCCAAUGAUGUUCAAUUGCGACAAUAUGCAGCUUGGGCAGUUUCAUUACUUCGAUAUCAUUUGCAGUCCAAGGAAGUCAUAAAUGCCAAUGAUGAUGAGGGGAUUCAGACUGAUGUUUCUGGUUCGAAGAUGAUUUCUCAUGGAUUUUCUGAGGACAGUGUAGUUAUGAAGCUCUGUCUAUGGCUAAUGAAUCUGAAUUUUUCUGAGGCAAAUGCAGUUGCACUCAUGGACACAGUAUUUGCUGUUCUGAGGUGCCUUUCACAAGCUCCCAGAUUGCCGACGAUGGAAUGGGGCUCAAUCAUCAGACGCUGCAUGAAAUAUGAGGCUCAAAUUAUCAUGUUGCUGCCAGCAGAUUCCAUUAAGCAAGGAGUCAUCAGAGAGGAAUGUCUAAAAUUCUCGAUAGCUCAUGCAAAUCAAUUCGAUUCACUUCUAAAUUUCCUCGAUGAGCUAUCUGAUCUAUCUAGAUUCAAGACACUCCAGCCGAAUCUACAGUCAUGUUUACUUUUUCAUUUGGCUGCCCUGACAAAAAUGUUCUCGGAUUCCAGGCUAGAGAAAUUGUUUGUUGAUGUUGCCAGCUACUUUGCUUCAGACGGUUCAUAUGAAAUCCAUGACCUUGAUAAGAAAAUGAUGUUACGACUGUCAUGCUGGAGGGGUCUCCGUCAAUGCCUGGAUGAAGCUUCCCUUGACUCUUUAUCCUACAUAUCAAAUAUUGAAAAAUGCAUGCAGGUGCUCUUUUCUUCAUUACCUGCACCGCAGUCCCCUGGUCUAAUAGUUGUGGAUAAGGUGAAAUCUUCAGAGGAAUGGUUUGAAGCGAUCAGAUGCUUAGCAAAGGCUCGACAUAGUUGGUUAUCGGAUUUCCUGCAGGUUUCACACGUGGAUUUAGAAGGACGAGAGGGCCCAAGUGCUGAAGUCCUAAAAAUGAUUCAAGCUAAAGCCAAACUUGUUGGGAUAGGUUCUCUUCCGUUGACUGAGCUUGGGAAGCUAAAAGCGUAUAUAUUGAACUCAAAACCACAUGGUAUGUGGGACGUGCUUGUUGAAAUUGUAGCAGCUUUGCAACUUGCAGAAGGAAGUGUAAAAAGGCAGUGGCUUGUUGAUGUGGUGGAGAUUAGCUGUGUAUCAAGUUAUCCUACUACAGCACUUUGGUUUCUUGGCCUGUUGGCUGGUAGUUGUUGCAGAUACAUGCCUCUUCUGAUUCUGGACCAGGACUCUGUAUUAAGUGAUCUUCCAGUCACCCUCACUUCCCUUCUUAGAGAACCCAGUUGGGAGGUUAUUGCAGAUGCUGUUGUUUCCUCUCUCUUAACAUCAACAGAGCGCGUUUACAGCUGGUCAAGGAAGGUAGCAUUGGGUGAUGAUACACCUAAUUCACAACCAAUUGACGAAAGUGAAAAUGAUAUGACAGCUUUCCUAUUACAAGUGAUGCAUCAUGUCUGUCUCUCUUUGAAAGACCAUUUGCCUUUAGAAAAGCAGCUUUGGCUUGCCAAUAUUUCGGCCGAGGUAUGACUAUAUGAGAAUUUAUAUGGUCUGUGUGUCCACUCGUAACGUUAUGGCUUGCUAGCAUCCCGUUUCAUAGAGCUCUCGACUUUCAGUUUGCACACCUAUCCCCUGAAUGUAUAUAUUGGAUGGGGAUAAGAACUAAGAAGGAAAACUAGUUUCUUUUUCUGAAUGACAAUAGAUUUUUCAUUAAAGCACCCAGGCGGCCCGAAACAUAACUUACAGGGGGAUUAAGCAUAAGCCCAAAGAAAGCUGGAAAAUGUGAAGAAGGGCAGUGAUUAAUACAAUUCAACCGCUUGUCAACAACUGCAUCUACUGAUAAUUCGUUGCACUUGUUCUGGUAUUCAGUGCAAUUGUUGAUUCUUAAACUGAAGAAGGAGAAGAUAUUUUGUCUAACAAUUCUAUUGAGCCGGUAUCUACUAAAGCUAAACCAUAGUUUGGUUACCCUUUCUCUGGGAUUAGUUUGUUUUAUUUGGUUGUCCUGUAUAACUGGAAUGCUUUAUAGAAUAACACUAGAACCAUUAUGUUUGUAAAUAGAAUUUCUGGAUGACUCUGUUUCUUUGUUUUUCUAGGAGUGGCAAAAAUUCGAUUCCGGAUUAGAUAAGAAUACGUGUUUAUGAAAUA
Tripterygium wilfordii is the source of this 6374-nucleotide messenger RNA. RefSeq names its product protein RST1. NCBI's taxonomy places the organism in Eukaryota, Viridiplantae, Streptophyta, Magnoliopsida, Celastrales, Celastraceae. The transcript has 25 exons. The record is from RefSeq and is a predicted model, not a curated record. Bases 177 to 5759 code for a protein of 1860 amino acids. Gene Ontology annotation, biological process: regulation of post-transcriptional gene silencing.